AUGAAAAUCUUCGAUGAAGAGCCGAUUUUUUUAUUGAGCUCGAUGAUUUUAUUUCACUUUCGCCUACCGUUUUUCUAUCUAUUCCUAAAAACACCCGAAGAAGAGAAGAAAGCAAUCAUCUAUCGAAUUUAUAAAUGGAUUGCUGUUCAUGUUUUGCUCGCUUCAAUUAUUCAUUAUGUUUCCGCAGGGCUCAUAUUCAGUAUGUAUUUUAUCGAAGAUGUUAUUUAUAGUUUCAUAGUGAUUAGUGUAAUUGCUGUUUUCUAUAUGUUCGAUCUAUCCGACACUGGUUUUUUGUUAUUGAUAUCGAUUCAAAGAUUCGUAAUCAUUGCAGAUAUCCAAAAAUUAGUUAAAUUCGUUCAAGGAAAAUGGUUAAUUUCUCUCCUUUCGCUGAAUUAUAUUGUUGUUCUCGUUAAGGUUUAUUUUAAGCUUGGAUUAUUAAAUCCUCCAAAACUAUGCACCUAUUAUUCUUACUUAACUGGUGAUUUUUAG
Caenorhabditis angaria is the source of this 489-nucleotide messenger RNA. Lineage: Eukaryota; Metazoa; Nematoda; Chromadorea; Rhabditida; Rhabditidae. The record is from the annotation of a GenBank genome assembly.